AUGGCAUCUUUCCCAUCGGAAAAGACACAUGAAGCUAGUACCGCCUACCUAAUACAGCAAGCUGAGGAAGUUGAUUAUCACGCUGGUUUGCAGGGCAAAUCAGUCCACCGGCAAGUACCUAGUGUCCCACAUUUGACUACUUAUUCCCAUUCAAGGGACAAGCCUGCUCUCAUCUCUUCUGAAGGUUUCGAUGAGAUACCAGGCUUGAUCUUCAAUUCUACAUGCUGA
Penicillium oxalicum is the source of this 228-nucleotide messenger RNA. RefSeq lists its product as uncharacterized. The transcript is spliced from 2 exons. The record is from RefSeq and is a predicted model, not a curated record. The coding region runs from base 1 to 228 and encodes 75 amino acids. NCBI's taxonomy places the organism in Eukaryota, Fungi, Ascomycota, Eurotiomycetes, Eurotiales, Aspergillaceae.